Messenger RNA from Erpetoichthys calabaricus (reedfish), 2518 nucleotides. RefSeq names its product TNF receptor-associated protein 1 (gene trap1). NCBI's taxonomy places the organism in Eukaryota, Metazoa, Chordata, Cladistia, Polypteriformes, Polypteridae. Bases 83 to 2230 code for a protein of 715 amino acids. Gene Ontology annotation, biological process: protein folding. The record is from RefSeq and is a predicted model, not a curated record. The transcript is spliced from 18 exons. Gene Ontology annotation, cellular component: mitochondrial inner membrane. Gene Ontology annotation, molecular function: ATP binding; protein kinase binding; ATP hydrolysis activity.
UCUUUCUGGUAAGGACACAUGGCGUAGAAGUGCCGCGGGGGCAAAUCACUGAAAAGCAGAAUUCACGCACUCCAGGAGCGACAUGUUUCUCAGCACGGGUUUGCGGGCUUCCCUGAGGACAGGCCUCCGACUUCCACUUGUCUGGCGGGGAGUAUGUAGCAUCAACUCAACGUACGCAGCUCGAGUAGGAAGUGGUGGAAUCAGCAGCCAAUGGCCGGCCAGUUGGUCAUGUGGUUCAAGGUCCCAUCUGCCUGUGGUGACUGGUUCAUUUCCCAGCUGUCAGCCCUACAGUUCCCAGCAGGCUGAAAGCAAAGAGGAAGAGCCUUUACACAGCAUCAUCAGUGACACAGAAGAUGUGGAAGGGUCAUCUUUCCAACACGAGUUCCAGGCUGAAACCAAGAAACUGCUGAACAUUGUAGCGAGAUCUCUGUACUCUGAGAAGGAGGUUUUUAUCAGAGAGUUGAUUUCUAACUGCAGUGAUGCUCUAGAGAAGCUACGCCACAGGCUUCUUACCUUAGAGGGGGAGUCAAGUCCCAUGGAGAUCCAUCUGAAGACCAACCCCGAGAAGCGCACUAUCGUCAUCCAGGACACUGGCGUUGGAAUGAGCAAAGAGGAGUUGGUGUCAAAUCUUGGGACCAUUGCACGCUCUGGUUCAAAGGCAUUCCUUGAUGCCCUGCAGAACCAGUCAGAGGCAAGCAGCAAGAUUAUUGGUCAGUUUGGUGUGGGCUUUUAUUCUGCUUUUAUGGUGGCUGACAAGGUGGAUGUUUACUCCAAGUCUGCCGAGCCGGACAGCGAUGGGUAUAAAUGGUCAUCUGACGGCUCAGGUGUGUUUGAAGUUGCCAAAGCCAGCGGCGUUAGACUGGGAACAAAAAUUGUUGUUCACCUCAAGGAUGAAUGCAAGGAAUUUGCUUCAGAAGACCGGGUCAAAGAGAUUGUGACUAAAUACAGCAAUUUUGUUAGUUUCCCCAUCUUCCUGAAUGGCAGGCGACUAAACACUCUGCAGGCAUUGUGGUUGUCGGACCCCAAAGAGAUCAGUGACUGGCAGCAUGAAGAAUUUUAUCGGUAUAUUGCACAGGCUUAUGAUAAACCACGAUAUGUUCUGCAUUAUCGGACUGAUGCGCCACUUAACAUCCGCAGCAUCUUCUAUGUGCCAGAAAUGAAGCCUUCCAUGUUUGACGUGAGCCGUGAGAUGGGCUCCAGUGUCGCCUUGUACAGCAGAAAGGUCCUCAUCCAGACGAAGGCGUCGGACAUUCUCCCCAAGUGGCUCCGUUUCUUGCGUGGUGUCGUUGACAGUGAAGACAUCCCCCUGAACCUCAGCAGAGAGCUACUUCAGGAGAGUACACUCAUCAGGAAACUAAGAGAUGUUUUACAGAAAAGGAUUGUGAAGUUUUUUGUCGAUCAAAGCCACAAGGAGCCAGAGAAGUACAGGAGAUUCUUCGAGGACUAUGGGCUCUUCAUCCGGGAGGGCAUUGUCACCUUAGCUGAACAGGAGGUCAAGGAAGACAUUGGGAAAUUGCUGCGGUUUGAAUCCUCCGUUCUCCCAGAGGGUCAGCAAACAAGUUUACAAGAGUACGCAGAGAGAAUGAAGGCUGGCACACGUAAUAUUUAUUACCUCUGUGCCCCUAACAGGCACCUGGCUGAGCAUUCACCAUACUUUGAAGCCAUGCAGAAGAAAGACAUGGAGGUCCUAUUCUGCUAUGAGCAGUUUGAUGAACUGACUCUCUUACACUUGCGGGAGUUUGACAAAAAGAAGCUCAUUUCUGUGGAGACCGACAUUGUGGUAGAUCACUACAAGGAAGAGAAGUUUGAAGACUCAAAGCCAGCGUCGGAGCGUCUCACGGAGAAGCAGGCAGAAGAACUGAUGGCCUGGAUGAAGAGUGGCCUUGGAAGUCGCAUUGCCAAUGUGAAGGUGACCCCCAGGCUGGACACGCAUCCCGCUAUGAUUACCGUGCUGGAGAUGGGGGCAGCUCGGCACUUCCUGCGCACACAGCAACUGGCCAAGACCAGUGAGGAGCGGGCACAGAUUCUACAGCCAACUCUGGAAAUUAACACCGGCCAUGACCUUGUAAAGAAGAUGGAUGCCCUUAGGAACUCCGACCCACACUUAGCCGAGUUACUGCUUGAACAGAUCUACGACAAUGCCAUGAUCGCAGCAGGACUUAACGAUGACCCUCGCCCAAUGGUUGGCCGCCUGACUCAGCUACUUACCAAAGCCCUGGAGAAGCACUGACACGAGGCCCAUCACUGUAACGACGUGGUGACAAGAAGGACAUUUGGGGAGCGUGUGGCAAAGUCCUGCGGUCGUCUAACAUUUCAGCUCGGCAUUUGGGCCGGUGCCAUCGCAGAUGAAGGAGCCCUUGACACCCGCAUGCAGUAUGGCCUCUCUAUAUAUUGAAAUAAAAUAGCGGGAGGAGGCCUUCCUCGCGUGCUGAGGGUCUGGGCCUCGUCAAGGAGCCCCGAAAAUAUGUAUGUGGCUGUACAAAAAAUAAAUUGCUGUUGUUGUUGUUGUAUUGAACAA